Molecule: messenger RNA, 1917 nt
Organism: Fragaria vesca subsp. vesca
Lineage: Eukaryota; Viridiplantae; Streptophyta; Magnoliopsida; Rosales; Rosaceae
Product: dicarboxylate transporter 2.1, chloroplastic-like
Exons: 4
Coding region: 63-1700 (545 amino acids)
Biological process (GO): transmembrane transport
Cellular component (GO): membrane
Molecular function (GO): transmembrane transporter activity
Source: RefSeq, a predicted model, not a curated record
AUUCUCCGCUCCAUCUCCCAUAAAGUAGACAAAACUGUUGCUCCUGAAUUCUCUGAUUCACAAUGGAGAGCUUCGCACUCUCCACCUCCUCCUUGUUCAUUCACAAGGGCUCCACCCUAGUCCGCCGCUCCACACCAAUCCUGAGAUCCCCGCCCUCCAUCGCCCUCCAUCGCCCUAAUUGUAAGGCAUGGAUCACAUCCCCAAAUAAAAAGACCUCCCAUUUCCGAAUCCAUGCCUCUCAAACCACACCUCCGCCACCGCCACCGCCACCGCCACCGCCUCAAGGCGCCAAAAUCGCCCCCUUGAUCCUCUCCGUCGCCAUAGGCCUCGCCGUCCGGUUCCUGGUCCCCAAACCCGUCCAAGUCACCCCGCAAGCCUGGCAAUUGCUCGCCAUUUUCUUAUCCACCAUCGCCGGCCUCGUUCUCAGCCCCCUGCCCGUCGGCGCUUGGGCUUUUCUGGGCCUCACAACCUCCGUUGUCUCCGGAACUCUGACGUUUCCGGCGGCCUUCAGCGCUUUUACCAGUGAAGUAAUAUGGCUCAUUGUGAUUUCCUUCUUCUUCGCUCGCGGCUUCGUGAAGACGGGUUUGGGCGAUCGCAUUGCCACCUACUUUGUCAAGUGGUUGGGGAAGAGCACUCUGGGCUUGUCUUAUGGAUUGACCAUCAGCGAGGCCCUUAUUGCUCCGGCAAUGCCCAGUACUACUGCAAGGGCCGGCGGUGUUUUCUUGCCCAUUAUUAAGUCUUUGUCACUCUCUGCAGGGAGUUUACCUGGCCACGCCUCCAAAUCAAAGCUCGGUUCUUAUCUCCUUAUGUCUCAGUUUCAGUCCGCUGGUAACUCUAGUGCUCUUUUCUUAACGGCUGCAGCUCAAAAUCUGCUGUGCCUUAAAUUAGCGGAGGAACUUGGGGUGAUAAUUUCAAGCCCUUGGGUUUCUUGGUUCAAGGCUGCUAGCUUACCAGCACUUGUUUCGCUACUUGCUACUCCACUAGUCUUAUACAAGCUUUUUCCUCCUGAAACAAAGGACACCCCUGAUGCCCCUGCCAUGGCUACAAAGAAACUGGAGAGUAUGGGCCCUGUCACAAAAAAUGAAUUCAUUAUGGUCGGUACAAUGCUUCUUGCUGUCACUUUAUGGGUCUGCGGAGAGGCUCUUGGUAUACCAAGUGUUGUAGCGGCAAUGAUUGGCUUAUCUGUACUCCUUUUGUUAGGUGUCCUUGAUUGGGAUGACUGCUUAAGUGAAAAAUCAGCAUGGGAUACUUUGGCUUGGUUUGCUGUUCUAGUAGGUAUGGCUGGCCAGUUGACAAACUCCGGUAUUGUUACGUGGAUGUCUAGUUGUGUUGCAAAGACGCUACAGUCUUACUCCUUGAGCUGGCCAGCUGCAUUUGGUGUUCUCCAGGCAGCUUACUUCUGCAUCCACUACCUCUUUGCAAGUCAAACCGGUCAUGUGGGAGCUUUGUACUCUGCGUUUCUUGCCAUGAACUUGGCUGCUGGGGUACCUGGUAUUUUGGCAGCAUUGGCUUUAGCUUACAACACAAAUCUUUUUGGGGCUUUAACACACUAUAGCAGCGGUCAGGCUGCCGUUUACUAUGGAGCUGGUUAUCUAGAUCUUCCUGAUGUGUUCAAAGUCGGGUUUAUCAUGGCUCUUGUUAAUGCUGUCAUCUGGACGUUAGUAGGGUUAUUCUGGUGGAAAUUUUUGGGCCUGUACUGAUUCCAGUUUCUUUUUAAGUAGGUUAUGCUCUUCCCUGCUCUUACUUUCAGGGAACAAUUGAACUCAUUAUUUGAUUGCAAACAAAGUUUCCAGAUUUUAUUCCAAAUUUAUAUUAGCUUUAUACUGAGAGGUGAAUGAUUGUAUUGGCGGGAAGCCCAUAAAUAAUCACAAAUCACGCACAAUGAUCGCUCUUUUUUAUUUGCACUCAAAUUGGAGC